Aspergillus fumigatus Af293 is the source of this 1887-nucleotide messenger RNA. It is a transcript of the gene fgaOx1, whose product is annotated as FAD-linked oxidoreductase easE. NCBI's taxonomy places the organism in Eukaryota, Fungi, Ascomycota, Eurotiomycetes, Eurotiales, Aspergillaceae. The transcript is spliced from 5 exons. Gene Ontology annotation, molecular function: oxidoreductase activity; FAD binding. The record is from RefSeq and is a predicted model, not a curated record. The coding region runs from base 1 to 1887 and encodes 628 amino acids.
AUGUCACAUCGUAUCCUUUGCGUCGCCUUCUGCGUUUGUUCUCUUGUUGCUGUGAGCUCGAUUUAUAGCCCCCCGUUUAACCAUCCCAUUGUCUACAGUAACAAUGCCAUUUGUUUUCAGCUUUCUACUUGGCGCAUUCCUCAGCUGUAUUUGGCUGUCCUUAUCAGGAGGUUCGACCUGUCGCUGUCGACCAGGGGAGUCAUGUUGGCCGUCACCGUCGGAGUGGGCAGCUCUCAACACCACUCUCAGAGGUCCGGCCUAUCGCUCACAUUUGCCAUGACCCCUUCUAUGAUCACUCUGCUUGUCAAAACUUGCGUGAUCUCGCAAAGGACAGCGGUUGGAGAGCCUCACAGGCCGGGCUGGGUUUGGGAGGUUGGUCGCACUGAAGACGAGACAUGUCAUGCGCAUUCUCCGCGUGGUGCGCCCUGUCAUCAAGGCCGGAUUCCACUGUAUUCGGCGGCAGUUGAGUCUGUUGACCAAAUUCAAGUGGCGGUGAGGUUUGCGCAACGUCAUCGACUGCGCUUGGUUGUUCGCAAUACCGGUCAUGAUACCGCGGGACGAUCGAGUGGCUCCGACUCGUUCCAGAUACAUUGCCAUCGCAUGAAGCAGAUCGAGUAUCAUGACAACUUCCGGGCCCUCGGCUCCGAUAUAGACCGUGGCCCAGCCGUGAGCGUAGGCGCUGGAGUGACUCUGGGGGAGAUGUAUGCAAGAGGUGCCCGUGAUGGAUGGGUGGUCGUCGGGGGGGAGUGUCCUACCGUGGGCGCUGCGGGCGGUUUUCUCCAGGGAGGCGGAGUGUCCAGUUUCCACAGCUUCAUCGACGGUCUGGCUGUAGAUAAUGUCCUCGAAUUUGAGGUCGUGACGGCGAAGGGAGAUGUUGUCGUGGCCAAUGACCACCAGAACCCAGACAUCUUCUGGGCUUUACGGGGAGGGGGUGGAGGCACUUUCGGCAUCGUUACACGUGCUACAAUGAGGGUGCAUCUCAAUAGCCCGGUCUGCGUCUCGGAGGUGGCAGUAUCAGGGCUCCGGAAUAACUCGUUGCUCUGGACAAAAGGGAUCACGGGUCUAUUUUCCAUUCUUCGCUCGUUCAACCAGCAGGGGAUACCGGGCCAGUUUAUUCUUCGACCGCUAUCCAAGGAUCAGGUCAACGCAAGUCUCACACUGUAUUCCCUAAACACAGAUGACACUCGACGAUCGGCCGAGAACAUGCUCUCCAUUCGAAAUAUCCUCGAAUCUACCACCCUUCCCUUCACUCUGGCCUCCAGGUGCCUACCAAAGAUCAGUGACGCGCUCCGAAAAGGACCUGAUAUGCUUCCCGUAAAUUACGGAAUCAUCACCGGCUCCGUUUUGGUGUCAGAGGAUCUCUUCAAUUCGGAGGAAGGACCACUGCAUCUGGCCAAGCAGUUGGAACAUUUCCCGAUGGGACCGAUGGAUCUCCUGUUCACCAGCAACCUCGGCGGAAACGUUUCGGCAAACACCGGAAAGAAGCACAGGGAUACCUCGAUGCAUCCGGGCUGGCGGCAAGCGGCCCACCUCAUCAACUUCGUGCGCAGUGUGAGCACACCCACAGCGCAUGAGAAGGCCAGAAGCUUAGAAGAGCUUCAUAGCGUCCAGAUGCGGCAACUGUACGACAUUGAACCCGACUUCAGAGUGUCGUACAGGAAUUUGGGCGACCCUCUGGAAAGUGAUGCUGCACAGGUCUACUGGGGCCCAAAUUACAAGCGGCUGCUGGAAAUCAAGCGGAAGUGGGACCCUGAGGACCUGUUUUUCUCUCAGCUGGGGGUGGGAAGUGAGGGGUGGACAGAGGACCAAAUGUGUAAGAGACAGCAAAGACUGCAGCAAAUGCUUCAGUAUCUAAUGUCCAGCAUUGCCCAGCGGGUAUACCGCUAA